AUGUAUGCCAAGCUCUGCACCCUGCCUCUUUGGGCCCCAAGGGAAGUCAUCGAUGCAACAAUGCCGACAGAGUUUCUGCACAAAUAUGCUUCAACAAGGGUGAUCCUUGAUGCGACCGAAAUACGCUGUGAAGUGCCUUCAUCUCUGUCACUACAGUCAAGCACGUACUCGUCUUACAAGUCGUCAAACACAUUUAAAGCCCUCAUAGGGGUGUCACCAAAUGGACUGGUCAGCUUUGUGUCCGAGCUGUUCACGGGAUCCACGUCAGACAGAGAGUGCGUCUCACGGAAUGGGUUCCUGGGGCCAGAUUUCGAAGAAAAUGAUGUCGUAAUGGCGGACAAGGGUUUUCUGAUUGCGGACCUCUUGGAAAAGAAGGGAGUACUUCUGAAUAUGCCCCCAUUUUUGAGAGAUGGGACAUUCUCAAGAGAAGAAGUGCUUCGAACACAAGCGAUUGCUUCCCUACGGAUACAUGUGGAGCGACGAAUACAGCGCAUCAAGGGGUACCACAUCUUCGACAGGCCAAUCCCACUUUCAUUGGCUCCUGUCAUCAACCAAAUCUGGACUGUGACACUAUUCUUGUGUGACACUGUGACGCUAUUCUUACAAACUUUCAAAGCCCUUUAA
This is a messenger RNA of Ornithodoros turicata, 624 nucleotides long. RefSeq lists its product as uncharacterized. The transcript has a single exon. NCBI's taxonomy places the organism in Eukaryota, Metazoa, Arthropoda, Arachnida, Ixodida, Argasidae. The record is from RefSeq and is a predicted model, not a curated record. The coding region runs from base 1 to 624 and encodes 207 amino acids.